This is a messenger RNA of Candidula unifasciata, 210 nucleotides long. NCBI's taxonomy places the organism in Eukaryota, Metazoa, Mollusca, Gastropoda, Stylommatophora, Geomitridae. The record is from the annotation of a GenBank genome assembly.
GAAGACAAUUACAAGAUGAUAUCAACAAAGUUUAUUCUAGCCAUAGCGUGCCUGUUUACAUCUGUCAUGUGUGAGGACAGUUAUCACGAGCUUGAAGCCAAAGUGUUUCUGAAAAACUACGACAAUGAAGCAUGGGAACUCUUCCACCAGUACAAGCUGGCGCAGUGGCAGAUAAAAACAAACAACAGCCUGGAGAAUGAGCUACAGCUU